This is a messenger RNA of Rhodofomes roseus, 3319 nucleotides long. RefSeq lists its product as uncharacterized. The transcript is spliced from 4 exons. The coding region runs from base 125 to 2899 and encodes 924 amino acids. Gene Ontology annotation, molecular function: transcription coregulator activity. Gene Ontology annotation, cellular component: Z disc; nucleus. The record is from RefSeq and is a predicted model, not a curated record. NCBI's taxonomy places the organism in Eukaryota, Fungi, Basidiomycota, Agaricomycetes, Polyporales, Fomitopsidaceae.
UGUUCGCUCGCAUGUUGUUUCGCUCUCCCCACAUACCCGUUAGACUACCCUACCUUCCCUCCGUCUAAUCCUCCUCUCUUCCCCGACAUACUACCCCCAGCCCAGCGCUGCACCCACGCUCCUUAUGGCCAAGCUGCUCAACCCGGCGAACGUGCCUGACCCAGGCCGCAUCUCCCAGAUUCUGCCCUCCGUCAAAUGCUCAAAUUGCGACCAGCCCGUCCCCAUCCACGAGCUUGGAGACCAUGUCUGCCAGCCCGUGCCUCCCAUGCCCACCUUCAAGUCCCUCGUUUCCCCCCUCUCUGCCAUAGAGCGCGACCCGCAAAAGUACCACUCCCAGCAGUCCAUGCUCGCCCCGAGGACCGUGCAGGCCCAGCAGCCCGUCACUUCCCACCAGGUGAGCGCACCAAACGCCCAUGCCAGUCUCUCCAGCGCCCCGGGCAGCCCGCGGACGCGCCCGCGCGCUCCUUCGACAAGCUCGUAUCGCAGUACGCGCACGCCUGAGCCAGACUCAAGUCGUUCCAACUAUGGUGCGUCCCGAACCCCCUUUCCGUCGGGGCCUGCAUCCCCCGAGUCCCAACGCAUGCGAUCCCCUCUCGCUGGCACACCACCCCUGCCAACGGAUGUUCCCUUCCCCACUGCACGGAGCCCUUCCGUGUCCUCGCGGUCACCAACGCCAGGACGAGGCUACCCUAUGGCGGAUGCUCUACAACCACCCCGGACACCAUCAACACCGGGAUUCAGGGCCACCCCACCACCCUCUCUAGCCCGCCCAGUCGCCCAUUCCAGUCCGGCACCCUCACCAUAUGCGCCCCAACCCCAACCUCCCGUUGCACAGCAGCGAACACCAGGUCCCCCGACACCAUCUCAGUUGUCUGCCCCUCCGGGGCGCGGCAGAGCAGCGAGCAGCGCGCCAACCGACGAGUUCGAAGUCAUCUAUUCCACCAGCAAGAGCAACAACGGCCCCGCUUCUGCGCAUGCGUUCCCGCCUCGCUUCCCGCCUAAUGCGACCGACCCGGGCAUGCCACCACCACGGCAGCGUAUGCCGUCAACAUCAAGUCUUCCCCCCGCUCAACCGCCGAUGCGCGCGCGCGCACCCUCCACAUCGAGUGUCGGCGCGCGAUCGCAGACCCCCUCCGCGCCCGGCAGGCCGCCUUUCGACCGGCGGCCAUCCAACUUGGGCAAUGGAUCUCCCCCGCCUAUGCCCCCCUCUACACCGGGCCCUCCCCGCGUGUCUACAUCGACGCCGGGGCCGGGUGCCAUUCGCUCCCCCGUUCCCGAUAUUGACACGAAAAUCGGAGGGGAAGCCGGCAUGGCGGGUGUGGGGAGGAGAGGAUUCGCCGCUGCAGCGCAUGCAGCCAUGUUGACUGUAGGCAUGGUGAGGCAUACGGGCGCGGCGUCGCCGUUCAUGGAUCAGGCCCAGGGCAUGGAUGGUAGACGAGCUCAUGCACCGAAGUUUGUUGAUGUCGUUUCCGCUGCGCAGUAUGGCUUGGGUGCUACUCCUCCUUUGUCUCCGGCCACUCUUUCGCCCCACUCGCAGAAGUCUCCUGUUUCUCCAGGCUAUUCUCAGUCACGCACACAGCCUACGACCCCCACCAGCCCCAAUCUCGCGCUGAACGUCUCUACCUCGCCCAGUCCGCGCCUAUCGAGAGGUUUGUCUAACUCCUCCCAACGAGACCGCUUCGUCCCUCCAGCUUUGGAGCCCCCGAAAGUACCGAUACCCGCUGUACCCUCGAUUCCCACCGCACCGUCCACGCCCAGGCUGCCGUUCUUUGAGAAAUUCAAGGCACAGCAGCCACCAUCGGACAGCCCCGAACCGAUAUCUCCACGCCCGCCUUCUCCCCCAUUCGACUCAGAUUCGGGCUCCGAGUAUGGCGGCUUAGCCUACGCGGACGACGACGACGAAGAGACGCUCCCCUCGCCCAAGCUACCGCCAAUCAACACAUCCGUGCCCCCUCAAGCGGGGCCCUCCAGCGGGGGCAAGAUCCGGUUUCCGUCCAUGGCCUCCGAGUCACAGUACUCUGUGACGUCGCCGAGCUCACCGCCAAUGCCCCGCCGGACGCUCUCCGACUCGCGCGCGUCGCGCGGACCUGCUAAGUCGACCGGCGCCCUGGACCGUGUGAUGGAGACGCUGUUCGAGGAGGCGCCCUCGCCCCUGAGCAGCCCGCCGCCCAAGACUGCACCGCUCCUGCCGGAGGGCCAGCGCGAUAGCCUGAACCGCCCGCCGAAGCUGCCUGUGCGGUCGCAUACAAGCCCUACGUUGGGGAAGACCGGGAAGGGCAGGCAGAAGGAGAGGGCGUGUGCAAGGUGUACGAGGGGUAUUGACGAUGGGAGGUGGAUUCAGAUGGAGGGCGGGAACGUGCUAUGCGAUCGGUGUUGGAAGAAUAUGUAUUUGCCGAAGUGCCGAAGGUGUAACCUCACGAUUGAGAAGCAGGCGGUGUCCUCUUCUGAUGGCCAGCUUAAGGGCAAGUACCACCGCGAGUGCUUUAAUUGCCACAAGUGCCAUAAACCGUUCCCGGACAAGACAUUCUACGUCCUGGACGGGAAGCCGUUCUGUGCCUAUCACUAUCAUGAAGCGAACGACUCGUUAUGCGCCGCGCCCUCGUGCGGGCAGCCGAUCGAGGGCCCGUGUGCGGUGUCCCACUCGGGCCAGCGGUUCCACCCCGAGCACCUCCUGUGCGAUCACCCGCGCUGCACGGAGCGGCUCGUGGAGUACUGGGAGGUGGACGGGCGCAUGCUGUGCGAGCGGCACGCGCAGGGGGCGAUGGAGGAGGCGGCAGAGGAGGACGACGAGCUGGACGACCUCGCGGCGGUUAUGGAGGGCGUGCGGGAUAGCGUCGCCAUCCGCGGUAUGAAGCGCAUGACGAGGUUCAUCGACCUGGGGCCGAGCGAGCUCCGGUAGCGGAUGACGGGAUGAAAUAAUGGGCUCCACCGCUGUCGCCGUCGUCGCGAUGUGGGACCGGUGCGUGUGACAUACCAAAUGCAUGUUCAUGGCUUAUGCUGGACGGACACGGGUGCGGACGGACAUCCCCCGUCUGGCAGCGACGCGUUCACCUACCUACACAGUCUCUAUUUUCUCUGUUUUCUUUUGGGUUUCCAUUGACAUUGACAGUUCUUGGCUUGGUCGGACCACACAUAUGCACAUCAUUGUAUCUCGAGCAUCUCUAGCACCUACUUUCUCUCUGCUUAUUCGUUCAUGUCACACUAUUACUAGUAGUCCUGCCGAACCUGUGAGUAGGAGGGUCCGGGACGCGUUCAAAGACACGCAACCACGUUGAAGGGGCGUUGGAGGAGUAGUAGCACUCGCGCGGUCUGUAAUUCA